UGCACGUUUCGUUUCAUAUUGCGUUGUGUAAAUUAAUGAAUAAAAAAACAAUUAUUAUGAACGAUAUUAAGCGUUUGAAGGAACAACAGCGUGACAAACAUCCUGGCUUUGACGGUUAUCUGGACUGUAUGACACGUGCGCUCUUUACGGGACUGGCAUCAUUUUGUUUAGGAUUUGCGGGAACAUAUUUCGUGCAAAAGGCAGUACAAACGAAAAUCCGCUAUCCAAUUAAGUACAACAUUUUGGUUUCUUCAUUGGUUGCCACUGGCAUUGCAUAUCAAACAACCACAACACGCACCAAAUCCUGUCAAGCGGCUUGGAUGGCCUACGAGGGCAAGCAUUCGGUGCUUAACGAGAAAACCUAUUAGUAAUAUUAGUAAUAGCCAUGACGACGUGCCUACG
Drosophila innubila is the source of this 402-nucleotide messenger RNA. RefSeq names its product transmembrane protein 141. The record is from RefSeq and is a predicted model, not a curated record. NCBI's taxonomy places the organism in Eukaryota, Metazoa, Arthropoda, Insecta, Diptera, Drosophilidae. The transcript has 2 exons. The coding region runs from base 36 to 368 and encodes 110 amino acids.